UUUGGCUACCUUUAAGUAGAUGCUGAUGCCAAGCGGAUAGCUACUUUUAUACCUGAUCACUAGAUGGUACUAGUGGCCUUUCUUCCUUGUAUCUCCCUUUGGCGACGCUGGAGCCUUUUAUCUGGCUAACCCAGUACUAUGUCUUCCGCUAUGACUGUCCUGGCCAUGCAGGAACCCCACAAGAGGACGCGCGAGACGGAUGAACAUUGUGAAACACCUGUGCAGGCCACGGUCCUAGAGAUUGAAUCCAAUGCAGCCUUUGUCCCCGUGUAUACAAAGUUCAGUCCUUUACAGAAACGAUUCAUCAUAGUUCUUCUCGCCACUUGUGCCUGGCUAGGGAUAACAUCAACCACCGGAGUACUGGCGGCCGUUCCCGAGAUUGUACUCGAUUUCAAGACAACUGCCAACGCCGUGAGCAUCAGCAAUGCUCUCUAUCUCGUUUUCAUGGGGGUGUUUGCUUGUUUAUGGGGGCCUUUUGCAGAUAUUCUUGGACGCAGAAAGGCAUACUUGUGCAGUAUCACUCUCUUCUUGUGCAUUCUCACUUGGCACUGCCUUGUCACCCAAUAUUGUUUCAUUUUUUGUAUGUCGUGCACUCACUGCAGCUCAGGGAGUAGCGCUAUUGAUCUUGGGAUCAAGCUGCAUCACUGACAUAGACCACCCGACGGAACGUGGAACUGCUCUUGGGUGGUUUCUAGCCGGGUCAAUGAGUGGCUACGCUUUGGGACCUGUUGUAGGUGGUGCUAUCAUCACCUACACAUCUUGGAGAGUCAUUUUCUGGGUGCAGGCUGGCUUGAGUGGAGCAGCAGUCCCAACAACUUAUUUCCUUCUUCGAGAAACUAUUCACAGCACUCGGACGGCAGAAUUGACUGGCCAGGGUAUCAGGAGAGCGGCUCGCCAGACCUGGCAGUGGAUGAAUCCGGCUAUAACGGUCAAAGUUUUUGCAGACCCUAACAUGUUCUUUGUGAUUCUGGCUUCAUCCGCACUUGUAUGGAAUAUGUACUCGACUUUAACGCCUGUACGUUAUGUGCUGAACCAGCGACUGAACCUUACAACUCCGUUGCAGUCGGGGUUGUUGUUCCUCGCUCCGGGGACUGGCUAUAUCAUUGGGCUUCAAAUAGGAGGUCGUUGGGCAGACUACCAAGUCCGGCAUUGGAUGAAAAAGCGUGGAUACCGACGACCCGAGGACCGACUGCGAAGCUGCCUCUUUUUCCUAGGAGGGCUUCUGCCAGGGUCCAUGAUUUUAUAUGGGUGGAUGGUAGAUAGGAGAAUCGGCGGAGUCCCAGUCCUAGUGAUAUCUAUGUUCUUCCAAGUGAUUGCACAAACCGCAUCAUUUGUCGGCCUCAACGCGUACAUUCUGGAUGUUAUGCAGCAUCGCAGCGGCAGGGCUUCCGCUGCGCACUACAUGAUGAGGUUCGUAAUUGCAGGCAUUGGCACAGCUGUUUGUCUGCCACUGAUCCAUUCGAUUGUAGUGGGUUGGACGUCAACUGUUUCCGCAACUUUUGUCACUAUCACGGCUGCUCUCGUCUUUUGGACCAUAAAGUCAGGGGAGGUUUGGCGUAGUCGGAGAGGCUCACUAAACGCGUAAAGGCUUGACUUUGCGAGUGUGACAGUUUUGCAGGGAUCGCUCACAAUCAAAUGGUUGAAACAUUUAGAUGUGGGAGUUGAAAUAAAUAUAACUAUUUCAACUCACAUACCGUAGACAGGUGCCAAUGAUGUUAUAUACAAUCUACUUGGGCAGAGUAACA
Messenger RNA from Exophiala dermatitidis NIH/UT8656, 1745 nucleotides. RefSeq lists its product as uncharacterized. NCBI's taxonomy places the organism in Eukaryota, Fungi, Ascomycota, Eurotiomycetes, Chaetothyriales, Herpotrichiellaceae. The transcript is spliced from 5 exons. The record is from RefSeq and is a predicted model, not a curated record. Gene Ontology annotation, biological process: transmembrane transport. Gene Ontology annotation, molecular function: transmembrane transporter activity. The coding region runs from base 425 to 1585 and encodes 386 amino acids.